AUGUCUUUAUCCACCUCUGAUGCCUUAAUCGACACAGGAGCAAACGGUAAUUUAUUCAUCAGUACCACCUUUGCCGAGAAACUGAAAAGACGACUGCUGGUGGAAUCCACGAGCGACUUCCCAGCUCGUGGAAUCAGCGAAUACCAAGGAAAAACGAAUCAAAGCAUCAAAGAGGUCAUUAGAGCCGCUUUGGAGAUUCAGAACCGUACUACGCUACCUGAUUACUUCAUUGUGGUCAAUAUGGCGCACGACAUCAUCAUUGGCCGGAAAUGGCUCGACCUUCACGAUAUUUGGGUAGAUUGCGCGAACCGCCGUCUACUUUUUCCUUCAGAAUGGAAACCGGACCCCGACUGGCUGAGACACCUCGAGGUCCAAGAAUCCUCGACCACCGUCAACCCUGCUCACCAGAAAGAUGUGGAACACCGUGACUCGUUGAUGGCUCGAGAAGAUAAACGGCGAGCGGGUGGCAGAAACAGCGGCCGCACGGCGCUACGUCUCACAAGCGGCUGCACCUCUACAGAUCCUAUCCCAGCGGACCAACCCUUUCCGAACCACCGCAAGAAAGAAGCCGACCUUGAAGCCUGCGACCAAUAUCGCCACGGCGACCUCUUCAUGCGUUCCGUCAGGAAGGAGAACCGGACGACCUACUCGACGAGUAUCUUCGAAAUCGACCGAUUUAUCCAACAGAAACGAGUCAUCGACGACCCUGCUUGGGAACCGCUUCCCCGUGACGAAAAAGAGCUCCGCGAAGAAGCUCUCCGGACGGUUCCGCCCGAAUACCACGACGAAAUCGAAGUCUUCAGCAAAUACGACUCCAACAGGCUACCUGAGCAUCGACCUUGCGACCACAAGAUCGAGCUCGAAGAAGGCCAUCGACCCGAAGAACUCGGCUACAGCCCCCUAUACAAGAUGUCCCUGGACGAGCUGGAGGCG
This is a messenger RNA of Sordaria macrospora k-hell, 933 nucleotides long. The record is from the annotation of a RefSeq genome assembly. Lineage: Eukaryota; Fungi; Ascomycota; Sordariomycetes; Sordariales; Sordariaceae.